Messenger RNA from Portunus trituberculatus (swimming crab), 996 nucleotides. RefSeq names its product zinc finger protein 37A-like. The coding region runs from base 1 to 996 and encodes 331 amino acids. The transcript has 6 exons. The record is from RefSeq and is a predicted model, not a curated record. Gene Ontology annotation, cellular component: nucleus. NCBI's taxonomy places the organism in Eukaryota, Metazoa, Arthropoda, Malacostraca, Decapoda, Portunidae.
AUGGCAGCGUAUGAAUCAAAGACAAGUGAAGCUGGCUCAAGUUCAUCAUCAACAGUACGUGGCAGGCCUACUGUUGUUACUGUUAGCCUUAGAUAUAGUGGUGGUGGUGGUGGUGGUGUGCCUGUGUCUAACCAAAGCUUCACGCCGCUAAACUCUGCCUUCCCCAACAAGACAACAUUACUUGGCAGGUGUCCAGGCCGGGUGCCCUGCUGGGCUCUGACGUGGCUCCAUCUGGUCGGCUGCCCAGAGGGUUCCUGCAGUGGAGGGGUGAGGCCGGGCAGCAGCAUGAGUGAACAGCAGCAACAGCAGUCUGCCUCAAGUGUGGGGAGGUCCGGGCAUGGUACCAAGGAUGACCUGGAGGCAGGCAGCUCCACCCACAGAGGAGAGAGAAAGUUUGUGUGUCAGCAGUGUGAUAAAACUUUUACAUCCAGAAUAGGACUCAGACAACACAUCCUGAGACACAGUGGUGUUAGAAAUUAUGAGUGUCAGGAAUGUGGAAAGAAAUUCAUCACAAAGUCUGAACUCACCAGACACACCCUGACACACAGUGGUGUUAGAAAUUAUUAUGAGUGUCUGCAAUGUGGAAAGAAAUUCACCACGAAGGGUUACCUCACCACACACACCCUGACACACAGUGGUGUUAGAAAUUAUGAGUGUCUGGAAUGUGGCAAGAAAUUCACCCGAAAGGAGUGUGGCAAGAAAUUCUUUACCAUUGGUGAUCUCAACAGACACGCCUUCAGACACACUGGCUUGAGGGAGUUCAAGUGUGAUGUUUGUGGCAAGUGUUUCAAGACUAAGGUAUUUGCUGCUCGACACAGCCAGGUGAAGCACGCCUUCAGUGGGAACUGGUCUCCUGAGGGUGUCACCAAGGCUCUCCAUCUCCAGCAGGAUGUGGCGGGGGUCAAGAUGGCAGGCAAGCAAGGAAGACGUUGGUGUGUGUUGGAUGCCUGCGUGACUCCAUGCUACGCUGGCCUGCCACACCACAGGAUACAUUGA